This is a messenger RNA of Salmo salar (Atlantic salmon), 2726 nucleotides long. RefSeq names its product arginyltransferase 1 (gene ate1). NCBI's taxonomy places the organism in Eukaryota, Metazoa, Chordata, Actinopteri, Salmoniformes, Salmonidae. Gene Ontology annotation, cellular component: cytoplasm. Gene Ontology annotation, biological process: protein arginylation. Gene Ontology annotation, molecular function: arginyl-tRNA--protein transferase activity. The record is from RefSeq and is a predicted model, not a curated record.
CACGGAGCCAGCUCUUUCACGAUUCGGUUCCCAACGUUCACCAAAAAGAUCCAUUCAUAAAGAGCCGUUCGUUCGCGAAUAAUCUAUCACCAGGAAGAAAAUUAAUAUGGCAGCAGGUAGCUCCUGCACGAUAGUGGAAUAUUUCGGGGGAGAUGACGGCUACCGUUGUGGUUAUUGUAAAAAUGAGAAGGGGAACUUCUCUCAUGGGAUGUGGUCCCACGCCAUGACAGUGCAAGACUACCAGGAUCUCAUAGACAGAGGAUGGAGACGAAGCGGGAAGUAUGUUUACAAGCCCAUCAUGAACAAGACCUGCUGUCCACAGUACACCAUCAGGUGUCAUGCCUUGAACUUUCAGCCAUCUAAAACCCACAAGAAGAUCCUGAAGAAGAUGAGCAAGUUUCUGUCUAAAGGGGAGAUGCCAACGGAACAGGGCGACGGGGAGCCCAUGGACUCGCUGUGUGAGGAGGGAGGACUGCACGGCCCUGCUAAAGUCUGUCACUCUGAGGUGGCGAGUCCUGUGGUCACUGCCAUUCUGACUGAGGCGGGAGACACCACACCAGCCGAGUUUGAAACCGCUAGAAAAGACACAGUGUCUGUUCCAGACGUAAGAGGACCAGAAACAACCCCCAAACCGGGGGUAGGAGCGGACCCCGGUAGGCCGUUGUGUAGGAAAGCCAAGGAACUGAGGAAGGCACGCCGGCUGCAGAAGGAGCAGAAGAGACAGGUUGGGGGUGGAGUCCCGACCUCUGUGACCUCUAACCCCGCCACCCCCAUCCAGCUCAACCAACCCAAAGCCCUGGAGGAGUUCAUCAACGAAUCUCUGCCCGAUAGUCCUCUGCACCGCCUCGAGGUGAGGCUAGUGCGCUCCAACCCCCCCAGUUCACAGUUCAAAGCCUCUUUCGACGCCUCCUACCAGGUGUACAAACUCUACCAGAUGGCCAUUCACCACGACCCUCCAGACAAGCCCACCGAGAGCCAGGUGAGGCUAGUGCCCGUCAAUGAUGAUGAUCCUCAGUUCAUGGCGACCUAUGAGCAGUCGGCAGCGCUGUACGCACGCUACCAGAUGGCCGUUCACGGCGACACCCCUUCCGAGUGUAACGAGAGUGAGUUCAGAAGAUUUCUCUGUGACUCACCACUUGAGAUGGAGACGUCUCCGGAUGGUCCAGCGGCGGGCUACGGUUCCUUCCACCAACAGUACUGGCUGGACGGCCGCAUCGUGGCAGUGGGAGUAGUGGACGUCCUGCCCACCUGCGUGUCCUCUGUCUACCUGUACUACCACCCUGACUUUGCCUCUCUGUCGCUGGGCUCCUACUCUGCACUCAGGGAGGUUGCCUUCACCAGGCAGCUGCAGAAACAGUCGCCCAAGCUGUGCUUCUACUACCUGGGCUUCUACAUCCACUCCUGCAACAAGAUGCGAUACAAGGGGCAGUACCAGCCUUCAGACCUCCUGUGCCCAGAGACAUAUGUCUUUGUGCCUAUAGAACGCUGCAUCCCCAGCCUGGAGCAGACCCACUACGCACGCUUCAACCAGGACCCCGACGCAGGUGAUACACACGUACUGAAGGACCUGGGUCGUGCUCUGGUGCUGUACAGACGGACAGUCAUGCCCUACGCCGCCUACGCCCGCAAACGCAAGGGCUCCAACGACGAGAUGGAGGUGGCGCAGUACGCUGGCCUGGUGGGCCAGGUCUGCGCUGAGAGGAUCCUGCUAUACCGGGCGUAACCCACUGGGGCCGCCACCGCCACCCUGCACCUUGAUCCACUCAUGUCUCUCUCUGUCCCGCUGUCUUUGUAAGUGCUUUCCGCUGCUUCACUCUACAAUAGCCUCACCAAGUUUAGCUCUACUACACAUAGGCCGAACCAACACAUUCAAGUAUGUACCUGCAUUCAGAAAGAAUUCACACCCCUUCACUUUUUUCACAUUUUGUUGUGUUACAGCCUGAAUUUUAAAUGGAUUAUAUUGACAUUGUGUCACUGGCCUACACAUAAUACCCCAGAAUGUAAUUAUGUUUUUAGAAAUGUUUACAAAUUAAUAAAAAAUGAAAAGCUGAAAUGUCUUGAGUAUUCAACCCCUUUGUUAUGGCAAGCCUAAAUAAGUUUAGAAGUAGAAAUGUGCAUAACAAGUCACAUACUAAUAUGCAUGGACUCUGUGUGCAAUAAUGUGUUUAACACUAGAACCGCUGGGCCUGGAGGGACCAAUUUUCAAGCUAAUGAGCAGUCAUUCUGACUGCAACAUUCUAACAGUAUAAUUAAUACAUUUCAUAUACAGUAUGCUAUCGCAAAAAUAAUAAUUUUGGUUGCGUUUAUGAAGGCUUUGGGUAAAAAAAAAUCUAACACAAUAGCAUUUUGAUUAGUUUGUUACUGUAGGCCAGUCAAGAUCACUUUCGCAGUCAAAAAGCAAGCGGAGAUCUACAGCUCAGAAUUUUCUUAAAACAUGACUUAAAACAUGAACCUAAUAAAAACAGUUGUGUAGGAAUGAAGUCUGUGCAGUAGACCUAGUACAUUAUCACAGCAUAUUGGCUAUAUGCCUGGCCUGCCAAUAUUGUUCUUCUUAGACCAUAUUAUAUUUCAAAACUCAAGCUUUGAUAACAAAAUAAAUCAGUUGGUGUAGCAAGGCACAUCUGAGCAUGAAUUUAAAUAUAUUUUUCAAAUAAUUUGCUUUUUUAUUGUACCAAAAGUAUUGUGGACACCUGCUCGUCGACCAUCUCAUUCCAAAAUAAUGGGGA